AUGCCAGAACCAGUAGGAGUAGCAAAUUUGCCUAAUCAACGGUACAAGAUUGUUUCCAAGGAAGGAGCUACAUUUACCGUCAUGGUGGCGGGAGAAAGUGGGUUAGGAAAGACAACAUUUAUCAAUACUUUAUUUCAAACUUCAUUGAAACCACACCAAGAUCCUCGUACUAGACACAACAAGUUUACGUCACCACACCAAACUGUCGAGAUUGACAUCGUCAGAGCCAUUUUGGAGGAGAAAAAUUUCAAAAUUAGAUUGAAUAUUAUUGACACGCCAGGUUUUGGAAACAAUGUCAAUAAUAACGAUUCUUGGGUUCCCAUUAUUGAUUUCAUUGACGACCAACACGAGUCUUUUAUGAGGCAAGAACAGCAACCUUCAAGACUUGCCAAAAAGGAUUUAAGGGUACAUGCUUGUCUUUACUUUAUUAGACCAACUGGUCAUCUGUUAAAACCGUUAGAUAUCGAAGUUAUGAAGCGAUUGUCGACAAGAGUCAAUUUGAUCCCGGUUAUUGCUAAAGCAGAUACUCUAUCUCCUCAAGAGAUGGAUACCUUUAAAAACAGAAUAAGAGAAAUCAUCGAGGCUCAGGACAUAAGUAUUUACAUUCCUCCUUUGGAGUUGGAUGACCCUGCUAGCGCAGAACAUUCCAAGCAGUUGAUUGAAGCGAUGCCAUUUUCCAUCAUUGGCUCCGAGGAGGACGUUGAAGUUGCUCCUGGUCAAUUUGUAAGAGGCAGAAAGUAUCCAUGGGGGGUAGUUGAGAUUGAAAACGAUCAGCACUGUGAUUUCAAGAAAUUGAGGAGCUUAUUAUUGAGAACAAAUAUGUUGGAUUUGAUCUUGUCGACGAAUGAAUUACACUAUGAAACUUUCCGCUCAAUCAAAUUAGGUGGAGAUGAAGGAGAGAACGGUGGAGAGAAUGGGGCGGAAGAAGGAUCAACCGAGGAAUUGACCAAUGAAAAGGGUGAAGUUAUCAAGAAACCAUCAUCUAAAAAGCCAAGAAGAGUGUACAAUCCAAAGUUCAAAGAAGAGGAGGAUGCUUUGAAGAAAUUCUUUACUGAGCAGGUCAAAGCAGAAGAGCAAAGAUUUAGGCAAUGGGAAACUAACAUCAUCAACGAAAGAAACAGAUUGAACCAAGAUUUGGAAGAGAUGCAAUCGAAAUUGAAAGGUUUGGAAGAACAGGUUAAGAAAUUACAAAUUACCAAACGUUGA
Messenger RNA from Lodderomyces margitis, 1206 nucleotides. RefSeq names its product septin (gene CDC12). The record is from RefSeq and is a predicted model, not a curated record. Lineage: Eukaryota; Fungi; Ascomycota; Pichiomycetes; Serinales; Debaryomycetaceae. The transcript is spliced from 2 exons. Gene Ontology annotation, biological process: cytoskeleton-dependent cytokinesis. Bases 1 to 1206 code for a protein of 401 amino acids. Gene Ontology annotation, cellular component: septin ring; septin complex; cell division site. Gene Ontology annotation, molecular function: GTP binding; molecular adaptor activity; GTPase activity.